Acyrthosiphon pisum (pea aphid) is the source of this 754-nucleotide messenger RNA. RefSeq lists its product as uncharacterized. The annotation marks the transcript as partial. The record is from RefSeq and is a predicted model, not a curated record. The transcript has a single exon. NCBI's taxonomy places the organism in Eukaryota, Metazoa, Arthropoda, Insecta, Hemiptera, Aphididae.
AUGAAACAGCAUGCCCUUACUAUAAUCGAACCUGGUGUUUACCAUCAUUUUGGGUUGAUUCCAGCUAUUAAGAGACAUUUUACUUUAAAUCCCAUCAAUAACACAGAUGUGGUUAAAAUAGUCAUUGGCAUUGACGGUCUACCUAUUACAAAAAGUAGUUCAAGUCAAUUAUGGUCUAUUCUGGGAUACAUUCGUCCAUUAGAUAAUGCUGUAUUUCCUAUUGGUAUAUAUUGGGGCCACGAAAAGCCUAAAAAUUCGAACGAUUAUCUUGAACAGUUUAUAUUGGAAGCUAAAAAUGUGUUAUUAAAUGGUGUUAAUAUUGAUGGGACUAUUAUUAAAGUUGAAAUUGAUGGUUUUUGUUUAGAUGCGCCAGCUAAAUCAUUUAUUUUAAAAAUAAAAGGUCAUACAGGUUUUGACUCAUGUACUCGUUGUAGAGAAGAAGGUGAAUACCUCCAAAAUCGAACCUGUUUUCCAUUUACACAAAAUAAUUUAGUAAAGCGUACUCAUAAUGAUUAUAUUACUAGAGAACAUGAUGAACAUCAUGUAGGCAGUGCCAUUUCAGAUUUAUCUAUUCUACCAAAUAUUGAUAUAGUAGCCAAGUUUUCAUUAGAUUAUAUGCAUUUAACAUGCUUAGGUGUGAUGAAAAAAUUGAUUCAUUUGUGGAUCGAUAAAGGACCUUUAAAUGUACGAUUGCCAAGUUCGGUUACUAAACAACUUUCAAUAUCACUCUCCUCUUUAGCACAAUAUAUACCUU